UUUAGAAGAAAUUUAUAGGAUAUAUUGAAUUUUUUCUUUACUAAUUAAAUUUCCCAUAUCAUCGUAGAUACAAAGUGAUUUGGUAGUAAGAAAUCACAAUGUUUUUAGAUAGUGUGUGUGUAUGUAUAUAUAUUACUAAGAAAGAGGAGUCCAUCUUUAGAAACAAAGGAAAAAGAAUCAAGGGGAAUUGACAAAAAUAGGCCAAAAAUGGGGUAGAAAUAGAGUUUUAGGAUUGAUUGUAGAAAAGUUGAGAUUUAGGAUAAAUUGGAGGUGAAAUGACGAAAAUACCCUCUUUUAUUUUCCUUCCUCUUUUCUUCUUUUUCCUUUUCUUCAACCCGAAGACAGAAGGCCGUUCAAAAGAAAAACGUAAACUCGCAUUUGAACUCUCCCGCGUCUGCAGUUACCCUCUUCAACUCUCUCCCGCCUCCGGUGAACGUUUUUCUCUUCCGUCCAUUUCUUCUCCACUUCCAUCCAUUUCUUCUUCACGACUCUCCGCUAUAUUUUCCGAUUUCAACUUGUUCACCGAACGUCUCCAUUUCUUCUGCACGGGUCUCCAUUUCGACUUCAUCUCCGGCGGACGCUUCUCCACUUCCAUCCAUUUCGAUUUCAGGUUUGUUUUCACCGGACCUCUCCAUUUCUUAUCCACUCCUCUACAUUGGCAGUGCCGUAUCCAUCAUCUUUGAAGUCAAGUCUCAGUAUGGCUUCGACAUCAACUAACGGUCCCAUGUACAAGAUUGACCCUGCUCAUCAUUUUCAGUCUAUAGUAAGUAGUUUAGCACAUUUAGAAAACAGUACACGUACAAUAAAGGCUAAAUUGAAACCGGAUCAAUUAACCUUAUUUAGAAAUACAAAGUUCGGCCACUUUUUGGAUCUGAAUAUAAUCUUUAAUGGGCCGCUCAUCCACUACUUAUUGUUAAGAGAGGUGGAAGAUGAAAGGGUUGAUCACAUAAGUUUCAAGAUAGGAGAAGUCGUGUGCAGUUUUGGAAGGAGAGAAUUUAAUAUGAUGACGGGUCUAUGGAGUUCUCAACCAGAGCCUAUUGAUUUGGUUGGGAAUAGUAGGUUGUUGGAGAAGUUCUUCGAACAAAAAAAGUGUAUUUAUAUAAGUGACUUAGAGGACACAUUUGUGGAAUACGAGGGGGAUGACGAUGACGAUGACAUAGUUAAAUUAGCUCUAGUUUACUUUAUAGAGAUGUCAUUGUUAGGAAAAGAUAGGCGGACGAAAGUGGACCGAACUUUAUUUAGGAUUGCAGAUGAUUGGACCACAUUUAACAAUUACGAUUGGGGAGGGUUGGUUUUUGGACGUACACUUUCUGCCUUAAAACGAGCCUUGGACAUGCAACAUGCCAAGGGAAAGAAUAAAUCAACUAAGACAAAAUAUACUGUCAUGGGAUUUCCGCAGGCGUUACAGGUUUGGGCAUAUGAGUCUAUACCAACCAUCACUGAAUGUGGUGUACAUAAAGUAAGCAACGAUGCAAUACCACGAAUGCUGAGGUGGGUGUGCGAACUAUCGCCGAAGUCUCAUGUCCUACAGAGGCAGGUGUUUGACUCACCAAUGUUCUUAAUUAACGUGGUAAUUGAGAUGAUGCCUGAAGAGGAGGAGCAUCUAAGAAUGUCUUCAGGGGAACUUGUUGAGAAAACUCAUCCAUAUAACACCGUUUCUGAGAAGAAUGGUGAUUCAAAACGACCAGGAGAAGCUAGUAAUGAUGACAAUGACUGCAAAAAGAGUAAGAAAAAGAAGAAGUGGAAGUCUAAGAUGAAAGAAGUUGUUCGAAAACUCAAAUAUCGAGUAGCGGUUCUCGAGAAUGAACGUGAAAGCCUAAAAUCAAUGCUGUCGACUAUAUUGAAACACCUUGAAGUUCAAAAAAAGGGUGAAGAAGGAGACUGCACGGGAGUUGAAGGUCAUGAUGCCCAGACCGAAGAUGUUGACACACCCGGUACACCUUCUUGGUUGAGGAUGCCCAAGGAGGAUGACACAAGUGAUGGGGUGAAACAUGUUGAACGUCAAAAGCAGGGUGUCGAAGCAAACCGCACGGAGGAUGACACAAUGGAUGAGUUGGAUAAGAAGGUUCAUAUUCAUUCGGAGGAGCCAGUAGACGUCGUUGACGAUUUGAACGAGGAAAUUGGAGUAAAAAGUCUUACUUAUUUUGAUUCAGACGUCAUGGAAAUAGAACCAUUAUCCACUGAACGACCACAUGUUCGGCCCGCACGUAGCAAGCGUGCAAGUGUAUACUUGUCAACCCCCUUCACAGCUUUAGAUAAACGGCCUCCGAAUAUGCUGCCAACAAACAUUCAUUAGUGUAAUAGUUAGCACAUAAGCUAUAAACAUUUAUAUUGCGAUCCCGUGCAACAGCAAUGGCAUGUGCGCAUGGUAGUUGCUCAGCUUGAAACUCCUUACAAGUGCACUCUUGAGUAUGAAGAUUUAUGACCUCCUCUUUA
Molecule: messenger RNA, 2436 nt
Organism: Cucumis sativus (cucumber)
Lineage: Eukaryota; Viridiplantae; Streptophyta; Magnoliopsida; Cucurbitales; Cucurbitaceae
Exons: 6
Coding region: 698-2296 (532 amino acids)
Source: RefSeq, a predicted model, not a curated record